This is a messenger RNA of Lacerta agilis (Sand lizard), 959 nucleotides long. Its product is annotated as coiled-coil domain-containing protein 70-like. Lineage: Eukaryota; Metazoa; Chordata; Lepidosauria; Squamata; Lacertidae. The record is from RefSeq and is a predicted model, not a curated record. The coding region runs from base 168 to 866 and encodes 232 amino acids. The transcript has 2 exons.
UGGGCCACCCAACAUCACAUUUUCAGCUCCAUUCGCCAAAGGUUAUUAGGUGACAAAUUGACUUGAGACUAGUAUAUAGUUGUUUUCAUUGACACUUCACAUUACUUUCAGUCUGAUGAACUAGUGGAUUCAGCAGACUGCAUGAAGCCCUUGCCCUGGGGAAUGAAAUGCUAGAAUCCAAGGAUGGAAAAUAUUUAAGCAAGAGUAGCUCUCAUCCUUUGACAUGCUCCUCUACCUACCUGUCCUACCAGAGGCAGCUGAACCAAUCACUCCGGAGUGAGAACCAAAUCCUUUGGGGAAAGAACAGGACUAUUCGUGAAGACAACAAGACUUUCCGUAUGGAAAACAAGGCUAUCCGUGAACAGAAUCGUACUCUCCGAGACGCAAACAAUAUUCACUGGGAGGAGGGCAGUGUCCUCAAGGAGAACAAACUGGACGCUUUGGAAGAGGGAAAAUCACUUGAGGAACAGGAAAAGGCUCUCCGAAAGCAGAAUAAGGCUCUGCGAGAAGAGAUCAAAUCCCUCCAGGAGCAGGAUGUGGCUUUCAAAAUGGAAGAGAAGGCUCUUCAAGAGGAGCUCACUGCUUUGUGGGAGGAGAACAAGGCCUUCCAAGAACAGAUCAAGGCUCUCAGGGAAAAUAGUGCUGCUCUCCUAGAAGAGGAAAAAUGUCUCCAUCAAGAGAGGCGAGCCCUCCAAGAAGAAGAAGCUGCCCUCCAGGAAGAGAACAAAGCUCUUAGAGAGGAAAGGAAAGCUCUUGAAGAGGAGGAUAAAGCCCUGAAGGAAGAGAAUGAAGUUCUCCAGCAGUGGAAGACACUCCUCCAAGGAAGCAUCAGUGUACAGAUAGAGGGGCAGGGAGCCCUAAUCUGAAUAUUCAGCCAAGGAAAAAAAUGUGGUUCUUCUGGCAUACUGGUUAAAAGGGAGAGAGCGACCCCAGCAAGUUAAAAUCAUUGAAGUAGUUGU